Menidia menidia (Atlantic silverside) is the source of this 1982-nucleotide messenger RNA. NCBI's taxonomy places the organism in Eukaryota, Metazoa, Chordata, Actinopteri, Atheriniformes, Atherinopsidae. The record is from the annotation of a GenBank genome assembly.
ACCUGGAGUCGAAGAUGAACUGGGGGUCCUUUUAUGCCGUGAUCAGCGGCGUAAACAGGCACUCGACUGGCAUUGGACGCAUUUGGCUCUCUGUCAUCUUCAUCUUCCGCAUCCUGGUCCUGGUGGUGGCCGCGGAGAGCGUUUGGGGGGACGAGAAGUCCGGCUUCAUCUGCAACACCCAGCAGCCCGGCUGCAACAGCGUCUGCUACGACCAGUUCUUCCCCAUCUCGCACAUCCGACUGUGGGCGCUGCAGCUCAUCCUGGUCUCCACCCCCGCGCUGCUGGUGGCCAUGCACGUGGCCCACAGGAGGCACAUCGACAAGAAGAUCCUGAAGAGGGCGGGCCGCAGCAGCCCCAAGGAGCUGGAGCACAUCAAGAACCAGAAGUUCCAGAUCACGGGAGCUCUGUGGUGGACAUACAUGAUCAGCAUCAUCUUCAGGAUCGUCUUCGAGGCGGCCUUUCUCUACAUCUUCUACUUGAUCUAUCCGGACUUUAAGAUGGUGCGCUUGGUGAAAUGUGACUCGUAUCCGUGCCCCAACACGGUGGACUGCUUUGUCUCCAGACCCACAGAAAAGACCAUCUUCACUGUGUUCAUGCUGGCUGUAUCAGGGGUGUGUGUGCUGCUCAACCUGGCCGAGGUGGCCUAUCUCAUAGGCAGGGCCUGCAAACGCUGCGUGGGCGGCUCUGAGGAGGAGUCAAAAAACGCUUGGAUAAGUCAGAGGUUGUCUUCCUAUAGGCAAAACGAAAUCAAUCAGCUGAUAGCAGAUCACUCACUCAAGCCAAAGUUCACUGUGACUAAGAAAAGCCCACCUGAGAACGACACCGAGUCCAGUCAAAACCAACGGAAGAAGACCCCGGGGCCUGGAUCCCGAGUCCUGCCAAAGUUCAACUAUGAAGACAGACGACUAAUCAUGGGGGACUGGAACCUGCUGGGAAAGCUUUUAGAAAAAGCCCAGGAGCACUCCACCGUGGUGGGAAAGGUGUGGCUCACUGUCCUGUUCAUCUUCCGCAUCCUGAUCCUGAGCGCUGCGACAGAGAAGGUGUGGGGCGACGAGCAGUCGGGCUUCACCUGCGACACCAAGCAGCCUGGUUGCGAGAACGUGUGCUACGAUAUUACCUUCCCCAUCUCCCACGUCCGCUUCUGGGUGCUGCAGAUUAUCUUUGUCUCCACGCCUACCUUAAUCUACCUGGGGCACAUACUCCACCUGGUGCGGAUGGAGGAGAAACACAGAGAGAGGCACAAGGAUCAUCACUCGGACAAACUAAUGGGUGAUGCUAAUCCCAAAAAAGCCCUGAUAAGGGACGAGAAAGGGCGGGUGCGCCUGCAGGGGGAGCUCCUGCGCACGUAUGUCUUCAAUGUGAUCUUUAAAACACUGUUUGAGGUGGGAUUCAUCGUGGCCCAGUACCUUUUGUACGGCUUUGAGCUGAAACCCAUGUACACCUGUGACAGACACCCCUGUCCCAACACGGUUAACUGUUACAUAUCCCGCCCCACGGAGAAAACCAUCUUCAUCAUUUUCAUGCUUGGAGUGGCCAGCUUGUCUUUGCUCCUCAACCUCAUAGAAGUCUAUCACCUGGGUUUCACCAAGUGCCGCCAGGGCAUCACCUUCAGGAGGAGGCAGCGGUCCCCCGAGUUCAUCUCCAAAGAGCCCAGUGAGGCCGCCGUGCCGCUGGUGCCCAGCUUCGAUGACUAUUUUCCUGCCCAUCGCCAAGUCCAGCCCGUCUACCCGCCCGUACCCAGCUACAACCUCACCCCUCUGUCCGAGGGCACAGACUCAUCCUUCCAUCCCUACCACAGCAAGGCGGCUUACAAACAGAACAAGGACAACUUGGCGGUGGAAAGGAGCAGCAGCAAGCCAGAGGAAUUUGACCUGAAAGGAAAGAGAGGAGCCGGAUCGGCCCCCGGGUCGCCUACGCAGGCUAGGCCAGGCCACGGAAGCAAACACAGCGGCAACAAGACCAGAAUAGACGAUCUGAAGAUA